This is a messenger RNA of Linum tenue, 1833 nucleotides long. NCBI's taxonomy places the organism in Eukaryota, Viridiplantae, Streptophyta, Magnoliopsida, Malpighiales, Linaceae. The record is from the annotation of a GenBank genome assembly.
CACAUUUUCCUUUAUAAAUCUUUCCCCUCAAUUCUUUUCCUUUUUGAUGAGGACCAACCUCCAUUCACUCAUUUAUUAGCCACGUCCACAGCCAAAAGGAGGACAAACAAAAGCAGGAAGCACAACACAAGUGUGCAAUGUGCAGACUGACAGAGAAAGAGAGGAGAAGAGGAAAAUUUCCCUCACAACUUUUACUCAAAACUGUACUUUCCACUCACUUUCGUUCUCUUCUUCUCGCACUGUUCACCAUCUUUCUCCUCAACCACACAAAACAAACUCCAAACUCGCCGGACGACUAGGAUUCAUAAAAAAGAUAUAUACGAUUAAUCGUACCACAUUUCGCUUCCUUCCUUCGAGAUGGCGGCCGGCGUUCUGCUUUGGGUUGUUGGUCCGAAAGAGAAUGCUGUCAGUUCCUCCGCUCUACUCGGUCUCAUACCCAGAACCGGAGCUGGCGGCGGCGUCGCUUCGCAGUUGGUAACUAGGCCCAGGGGCGCCGGCGCCGGCUCAGGCGCUACAAGCCAGAGGCCGAGAAUUGCGUCGUCGAUGAAUUCGAAUAGCGGGGUGUCUGCUGUGUACUCGAGCACCGCCGCCGUUGCUGCGAGCCCGGCAAGAUCUUCGGAAGAGAAGGUCUACGAGGUGGUGCUAAAGCAGGCGGCGCUGGUGAAGGAGCUGCAGAGACGGUCGGCGGAGGAAGAGGCAGUAGCCGGAACGAUAUCGAAUUGGGAUCUUCUGAACGACGCUUACGAUAGGUGCGGCGAGGUCUGCGCCGAGUACGCCAAAACGUUUUACUUGGGAACCUUGUUGAUGACACCGGAACGGCAAAGAGCUGUGUGGGCAAUUUAUGUUUGGUGCAGAAGGACUGAUGAGCUGGUGGAUGGGCCAAAUGCAACUCACAUCACACCGGAAGCUCUUGAUGGAUGGGAGACAAGACUGAAAGAUCUCUUUGAAGGUCGCCCAUAUGACAUGUUUGAUGCUGCUCUAUCCGACACGGUCACUAAAUACCCUGUUGAUAUCCAGCCCUUCAAGGACAUGAUUGAAGGAAUGCGGAUGGACUUGAAGAAGUCACGAUACCGGGAUUUCGAUGAGCUCUACCUCUACUGUUACUAUGUUGCGGGGACAGUCAGCCUGAUGAGUGUUCCGGUAAUGGGGAUCUCCACGGAAUCAAAGGCUUCCACCGAGAGCGUUUACAAUGCUGCAUUGGCCUUGGGGAUCGCCAACCAGCUAACUAACAUACUACGAGAUGUUGGAGAAGAUGCAAGGAGAGGAAGGAUUUAUCUGCCACAGGACGAGCUGAGGCAAGCUGGGCUCUCCGACGAAGAUAUAUUCAAGGGGAAGGUGACGGAGAAAUGGAGGAGUUUCAUGAAAGGGCAGAUCAAGCGGGCAAGGAUGUUCUUCGAUCAGGCAGAGAAAGGUGUUGGGGAGCUAAACGGGGCGAGCAGAUGGCCGGUGUGGGCAUCUCUAAUUCUGUAUAAGCAGAUAUUAGACGCCAUUGAAGCGAAUGAUUAUGACAACUUCACGAAGCGCGCUUAUGUAGGGAAAGCAAAAAAGUUUGCGUCAUUGCCUUUAGCUUAUGGACGAGCACUUAUGGGUCCACUUUCUAAACGAGCAGCUGACUCGGCUAGGACUUGCUGACUUGUAGGAGUGAAGCGGCCAAUCAUUAAUAUGACUGAAUAUAAGGUUGUUUGUUUUCUCUCUAAAUUUUUGGGAAUUUUGCUACGAUUAUGACUAGAAUAGAUCUGUAAAUUCUCCCUCCUGCUUAAUUUUUGUAAUGAAAAUGAUGAUAUUUGUAUUUGGUGCACCCACUCAUUCUUUUUAGCGCAUAUUAGAACAUUC